CGACAUGACAGUUGCUGCUGCUGGGUCACACAAUGUACAGAAGGCAUAAACCGAGCACUCCAGAACACAAGAAGGACUUUGCUGUGCAUGGAGCCACACUGCUGGGGCCACAGAAUGACAGAAGGUCUUUUUUCAACUUGUCUCAGCUUGUACUCUCUGCUGGGCAGCUCAGAUCACCACCCAUACUCAGGCAUUCAAAAAUCACUUACUUUGAAGUGGAAAUCCUUGAUGCGCAAAGUAAGAGGCAGAUCUGUGUGGUGGAUAAGGUACCUCCAUCAUCCACCCUCCUUGAUGUAAAACAUAAAUUUCACAAAGCAUGUCCCCAGUGGAACCCUUCCCGUAUUGGCCUGCGACUAGAACGCAAUGGGCCCUAUCUGAAGGAUUCCGCUAGCAUUCAAAGCUUGGCAGUUUCGUCCAUCAUUACGCUGUAUUUCACAGAUCUGGGUCAGCAGGUCAGUUGGACUACAGUUUUUCUGACUGAAUACAGUGGGCCUCUACUAAUCUACUUGCUCUUUUACAUUCGUCUCUCAAGUAUUUAUGUUGAAGAGGAGAGUACGGAGAGCUUCCGCCACCCAGUAGUUCAUUUGGCCUGCUUCUGUCAUUGUUUACACUAUGCCAGAUAUCUUCUAGAGACGUUAUUUGUUCACAAGAUUUCUGGAGGGCACACGCCUCUGAAAAACAUGAUAAAGGGCUGUGCCUUUUACUGGGGAUUUACUUCUUGGAUUGCUUACUAUGUCAAUCACCCUCGAUACACUCCACCAUCAUUUGGCAACAGGCAAGUUAUUUUUGCUGCCCUCGCUUUUCUGAUGUGUGAAGCUGGAAAUCAUUUUAUCAACGUCGCUUUAGUCCAACAAAAUCACUCAGGGAAUAAAGCCUCUUUUCCAAGUCCAACUUACAACCCCUUCACAUGGCUAUUCACACUGGUUUCCUGUCCCAACUACACAUAUGAGAUUGGGUCUUGGAUUAGUUUUACGGUGAUGACACAAACGCUGCCAGUUGGAAUUUUUGCUUUCCUGAUGGCCAUCCAGAUGUCCCUCUGGGCCCAAAAGAAACACAGGCUCUACCUGAAGAAAUAUAAUAUGGGUGCGCUUAGGAAAACAGCCAUGAUUCCAUUCAUCUUCUAAGCUCUUCAAGCACUAGAAGCCCAUAUUCACUGUUUGAGAA
Messenger RNA from Gopherus flavomarginatus (Mexican gopher tortoise), 1164 nucleotides. It is a transcript of the gene TECRL, whose product is annotated as trans-2,3-enoyl-CoA reductase like. Gene Ontology annotation, molecular function: oxidoreductase activity, acting on the CH-CH group of donors. Bases 33 to 1124 code for a protein of 363 amino acids. Lineage: Eukaryota; Metazoa; Chordata; Testudines; Testudinidae. The record is from RefSeq and is a predicted model, not a curated record. Gene Ontology annotation, biological process: very long-chain fatty acid biosynthetic process. The transcript has 12 exons.